Molecule: messenger RNA, 1191 nt
Organism: Cyclocybe aegerita
Lineage: Eukaryota; Fungi; Basidiomycota; Agaricomycetes; Agaricales; Hemipholiotaceae
Source: the annotation of a GenBank genome assembly
AUGAUCACCUCGUUCCCUCGAAUCCUCUCCCUCGAUAUGUCAAAGACGGCACACAGACGAUCAAUUAGAUAUCGUGCUCUACCCAAGCAAAACCUUCUAAAACGCGCAAUCACCAACGACCUACGUAUCCACAACGAGACGAUAACCACCUUCCAUGGCCUCCCACAUGACAUAAUCUCGUAUAUAUUCGGUAUUUGCGUUCUGGAGCUGGAUAUGCACCCCACCCUUCUGUGCCUGGUCUGCAAGAUGUGGCAUCAAGUCGCGACCACCACUCCCCACCUUUGGACGACCGUACGCAUCAAUCUAACCCUGGCUGAAGAAUAUCCUGGAAGAUACAACGGGUAUAUCUCAAGGUCCUUGAAACGAUCUCAAUAUCUCCCUUUAUUCGUUUAUAUCUUCGACGAUGGUAUCCCUUUGCCAGCGGAGGCUGCGGAGCUUCAGUUGCAUGGUCCAAGGACCCCCGUACCCCUGGCUCACACCAUAAAACAGCACAUUUCUCGCUUCCAGUACCUCAAAAUUACCACAUCCCGCCUUUCUCUUCCCCAACUCUCAACGGGGGAGUUCCACAGCGCUCUCCACACGCUCCACAUGGAGGGCAACCCCGGACGCGUGCCACAAAUAAAAAUUGACGCGUACUUCGCGUCUUUCCUCCAGGACGUGCACAUCAGCCGUACAUCCUUGUACUACCUCAAAAUAAAUUGGCGGAGAGUGACGACGCUGGUCGUCGAACACGUCGCAGAAGAAGAGGUUGUCAAGAUCCUGAAAAGCGCGCCACAACUCGUGUCGUGCACGCUUAGGGACCUGGUCCCUUCUCGGCACUCGAUGGCUGGAUUCCUCAAUUUGAGACUCACAGUACCAAAGUUGAAGCACGUGCAUCUGCAGAUUAGCUCGGAGUUUAUGGAAAUCCUGGCUUGGAAGUUUACCUUUCCCGCUCUUACAGAAAUGACGUACGAGGGCCCUCGGAUGCCGCCGCCCUGCAUGAGACCAGACGCGCCUCUUCUGCCAAUUUUUGUUGCUUGCCAGAACAACGGCAAUCUGAAGCGGCUAACCCUGAUGAACUGUAAUGUGCCGGCUGAGUGGAAGGAAUAUAUCUCGGCCCUUGCUUCGUCCAAUACCUUCAAGGUCAUUUUGGACCAUUCGGUUCUCUGGGGACAGGGAAACCUGGCCAGCUCAUCAUCUCGGAUUCCCUGA